AUUCAGCACCAGGCCCCGCCCCGCCCACGUGCAGUCACUCACUCUGCCCCUCCGCCACGCACUUGUGCUGUCACUUAGUGGUUCUGUCUGAGCAGGAGGCGCAGCUCUGCCCGCGGGCGGACACUCGGCCUGCCUGUCGCCCCAUGGACACCGUGCUCCUCUUCGCCCUCGGGCUGCUGGCCCAGGGCCUGGACCUCUCACUGGGGGUUCCUGGGCUGAGAAGGCCCGGCACCCUGUUCCCCUGGCACCGGGUGCCCUCGUCUGGCCGCGUGCGCAGAGCCUGGGUCAUCCCCCCCAUCAGUGUGUCCGAGAACUACAAGCGCCUCCCCUACCCACUGGUGCAGAUCAAGUCUGACAAGCAGCAGCUGGGCAGCGUCAUCUACAGCAUCCAAGGCCCCGGCGUGGACGAGGAGCCCCGGGGCGUGUUCUCCAUUGACAAGUUCACAGGGAAGGUGUUCCUGAACGCCCUGCUGGACCGGGAGAAGACGGACCGCUUCCGGCUCAGGGCCUUUGCCCUGGACCGGGGAGGAUCCACCCUGGAGGAGCCCACGGACCUGGAGAUUGUGGUUGUGGAUCAGAACGACAACAGGCCUGUCUUCCGGCAGGAGGUGUUCACCGGGCGCGUGCUGGAGGGUGCUGUGCCAGGCACCUAUGUGACCAGAGCCGAGGCCACGGAUGCUGACGACCCAGAAACGGACAAUGCGGCCCUGCGGUACUCCAUCCUGGAGCAGGGCAGCCCCCAGCUCUUCAGCAUCGAUGAGCACACAGGGGAGAUACGCACGGUGCAAGUGGGCCUGGACCGCGAGGUGGUCGCCGUGUACAAUCUGACCCUGCAGGUGGCGGACAUGUCUGGAGAUGGCCUGACCAGCACUGCCUCAGCCAUCAUCACUCUCGAGGAUGUCAAUGACAACGCCCCCGGCUUCACCAGGGAGGAGUUCUUCAUGGAGGCCACCGAGGCCAUGAGUGGAGUUGAUGUGGGGCGGCUGGAGGUGGAGGACAGGGACCUGCCAGGCUCCCCCAACUGGGCAGCCAGGUUCACCAUCCUGGAGGGCGACCCCGAUGGGCAUUUUGCUAUCCGCACAGACCCCAAGACCAACGAAGGCGUGCUGUCUGUGGUGAAGCCCCUGGACUAUGAGAGUUGUGACCAGUACGACCUCAGAGUGGAGGUGCAGAACGAGGUCCCCCUGCAGGCGGCUGCGCCCAGGGCGGAGCGGGAUCAGGCCAGAGUCAGCGUGCAGGUGCGGGAUGUCAACGAGGCGCCCGUGUUCCAGGAGAAUCCACUGAGGACCAGCCUGGCGGAGAGGGCGGCCCCAGGAACCCCUGUGGCCACCUUCUCUGCCCGGGACCCCGACACACAGCAGCUGCAGAGGCUCAGCUACUCCAAGGAUUAUGACCCUGAGGACUGGCUGCAAGUGGAUGGAGCCACAGGCUGGGUCCAGACGCAGAGUGUGCUCAGCCCGGCGUCCCCCUUCCUCAAGGAUGGCUGGUACAGGGCCAUCAUCCUGGCCUACGACGAUGCUUCCCCGCCCUGCACGGCCACCGGAACCCUGUCCAUUGAGAUCCUGGAAGUCAAUGACCACGCCCCCGAGCUGUCCCCCUCAUCUGGAAGCCUGUGCAGUGAGCCAGACCAGGGCUCUGGCCUUCUCCUGGGUGCCACGGACGAGGACCUGCCCCCCCACGGGGCCCCCUUCCACUUCCAGCUGAGCCCCAGGGUCCCAGAGCUGGCCCGGAACUGGAGCCUCAGCCGGAUUAACAUGAGCCAUGUGCGCCUGCGGCUGCGGCACCAGGUCCAGGAGGGGCUGCACCGCCUCAGCCUGCUGCUCCAGGACUCAGGGCAGCCACCUCAGCAUCGCGAGCAGCUCCUUAAUGUGACCGUGUGCCACUGUGGCCAGGAUGGCGUCUGCCUGCAGGGGGCCGCUGCGCUGAGGGCAAAGGGCACAGGCCUCAGCCUGGGCGCCCUGGGCAUCGUGCUAGCCAGUGUCAUCCUGCUGUUCUUGCUCACCCUGCCGGCGGCCCUCCUCUCACGGCUCCGACAGCAGCCAUGGGACAAGGGGCUUCUACCAGGGCUGCAGGAUGACCUCCGGGACAACACGGUUCAGAACGUUAAGCUGUGGCCCUGGGCCAGCACCCAGACUCCAAGGGUAGGGGCCUCCCAGAUCCUCUCCCCAAACCCCCAAACCUAUUGCUCUCAGAAAGGUGCCUGGGAUGGAAACCCCACCCUGUCCUGGCCCCAGGCUCAAGACCACGCCCUUUGUCCGCAGGAUGCCUACGACAUCAGCCAGCUGCGCCACCCGGCAGAGCUGGCAGCCCUGAGUGCCCCUCUGGGACGACCGCUGCUGCGCCGCGACGCCCCGUUCAGCUGGGUGCGCCCCCCACCAUCCCGCGUGCUGCCCACCAGCCCCGCUGACAUGGCAGACUUCAUCAACGAUGGCCUGGAAGCUGCGGACAGUGACCUCAGCGUCCCGCCCUACGACACUGCUCUCAUCUAUGACUACGAAGGAGAUGGGUCCAUGGCAGGGACACUGAGCUCCAUCCUCUCCAGCCUGGGUGACGAGGACCAAGACUACAGCUGCCUCCAGGACUGGGGCCCUCGCUUCGCCCGGCUGGCCGACUUGUACGGCCCUCCCUGAGGGCCGGAUGCAGUGGCCACUCAGGACAGGGCAGAGCUUUCUGAUGGGGACCUGUACUCACCCUGCUGAGGGCACAGCAAUUGGACACAGAGGGUGGACAUCCUCACCAGGAUGGACAGCCUGACCACAGAGGUCUGACUGCACGUGUCAGCAGCUGGCCGUGUAGCGUGGAGGACUGGCUGACCUGUGCAGAGAUGCCGCAGGGCACCUGGUCCCACAUGCCAGGUGCUUUGGGCAGCCUGCUUCUCCCGGGGAAGACAGAGUCCCAGGGCCAGAGCCCGGAGCCUGGAGUGGAGCUGUGGGAAGGAGGUGCCUCUCCCACCCUGAGAGCCCAACAAGCACUGCUCUGAGUCACCUGUGAGGGGGGCAGCCACCCUCAUUCCCAGCUCCGACACCCCCAUGCAGAUUUCAUCUUUGUAUGAAAGGAAGCAGCUCUCCAGCAAAUGUGAAUUAAAAGUGUGUCUUUCCGGUA
Myotis davidii is the source of this 3102-nucleotide messenger RNA. RefSeq names its product cadherin 15 (gene CDH15). NCBI's taxonomy places the organism in Eukaryota, Metazoa, Chordata, Mammalia, Chiroptera, Vespertilionidae. The record is from RefSeq and is a predicted model, not a curated record. Gene Ontology annotation, cellular component: plasma membrane; catenin complex; adherens junction. Gene Ontology annotation, molecular function: cadherin binding; calcium ion binding. Gene Ontology annotation, biological process: multicellular organism development; cell-cell junction assembly; cell morphogenesis.